Messenger RNA from Closterium sp. Naga37s-1, 4590 nucleotides. Lineage: Eukaryota; Viridiplantae; Streptophyta; Zygnematophyceae; Desmidiales; Closteriaceae. The record is from the annotation of a GenBank genome assembly.
AUGAAGGGCCCCAUGUCCCCGCUCUCGCUGCGCGCGACGGAGUUGGAGGACCGCCCGCCGGAGUGGAUGGCGCUCAUCGCGCCGUCAUCCUCGGCGGGCCCUGCGCCGCCUCUCCCGUCGGCGUCCAGCAGCAAUGGCGGAGCAGGAGGUGGCUUAAAGCCCCGCCGCGUGCGAGUGCUGCCAGUCUCACACCCCUCCCACGCUGACAUCUACGACAGCGGUUCUCCCGGCGGGACCGGGGGUUUUAUUGGUUCCAACUGCUGGGCGGCAUUUUGGCGCGUAGUGCACUACCUCUUCCCGUGUACCAAGUGGAUGGCGGCUUAUAACCUGCGAGACGACCUCUUGGCGGACCUUAUAGCGGGGAUAAGCGUGGGCACGAUGCUUGUGCCACAGUCCAUGUCAUACGCUAAGCUUGCUGGCCUCCCCCCGAUAUACGGCCUAUACUCGGCGUUCGUGCCCAUUCUGAGCUACGUGGUGUUUGGUUCAUCCCGCCAGCUGGCAGUGGGCCCCGUGGCCAUCGUAUCCAUUCUCACCUUCGACGGGCUCAGGAAGGUUGUAGCAGAGAAGCUACGAGACUCGGCUGUAGCGGCGGGUUUGGCUGCAGCAGGGAGCGUGGGAGGGGGGAUAGAGCUCCCAGGCGCAACAGGUUUGGGUGGGUUCCAGCCCUCUAGGUCUCUGCUGGAUUUCCGAAGCUCGGUUGGCAGUAGUGGUGGUAGUGGUGGUGGCAGUGGCAGCAGCAGCAGCAGCAGUGCUCUGGUUCCGUUUCCUGUGAGCACGGCUGCAAGGCAGCUCAGUAGCAUGGGGUGGGGGAUCACAGCCGCGGAACUGACAGGUGGAGGAGGAGGAGCAAGGGGAGGGAUGCUAGGAGGAGGGGCAGCAGCGGCAGGAGGGGCAGUAGGGGCGGGGGAUGUGACCAUGGAAGAGUUGGCAGUGCUGCUGGCGCUCAUGGUGGGGCUGCUCGAAGUGCUCAUGGGCCUGCUCAGAAUGGGGUGGCUCGUGCGUUUUCUCUCUCACAGCGUCGUCUCGGGAUUCACCUCGGGAGCGGCUCUCCUUGUGUGCGUGUCAGUGGCAAAGGACAUUCUCGGAUUCUCCAUGCCGGGCCAGACCACCUUUGUAGCGGCGCUGUCGCACAUAAUCAAGCAGAUCAUGGCGGGGAGGGCGCACUGGGAGCCCAUGGCGCUAGGAGGGGGCGCGCUGCUGCUGCUGCUGCUCAUGAAGGAGGCGGGCAAGAGCUGGAAGUCCCUGCAGGUGCUGCGAUGCGCCGGGCCCUUCACCAGCAUUGUGCUCGGUGCCUUGGUCGUCAACCUCUGGCGGCCCCCGCAUGUGCCUGUGGUGGGCGAGAUCCCUCAGGGUCUGCCCUCUCUCUCCACGGCCUUCCCCUGGGAGUAUUUCCCCAAGCUGCUGCCAACAGCACUCGUGAUUACAGGAGUGGCAAUCCUGGAGUCAUGUGGAAUAGCCAAGGCGCUGGCAGCGCGCAAUGGCUACGCCAUCGACGCCAACCAGGAGCUCUUUGGGCUCGGCAUGGCCAAUGUGCUCGGCUCCUUCUUCUCCUCCUUCCCCACCACUGGCUCGUUCUCUCGAUCAGCAGUGAACAACGAGGUGGGAGCGCGCACAGCACUGAGUGGGCUCAUCAUGGCGCUCAUGGUCGUCGCCACGCUGCUCUUCCUCACUCCAGCCUUCAGAGACGUGCCGCAGUGUGUGCUGGCAGCAGUGGUGGUGAAUGCAGUGCACGGCUUGGUGGACCUACAGGAGCCGCUCUUCCUGUGGCGCGUGGAGAAGAAGGACCUCGUUCUCUGGUUCUGCGCCUUCCUGGGCACACUGCUGCUGGGACUGGAGACUGGCGUUCUCAUCUCGGUGGCGCUCUCCCUCGUUUUUGUCAUUCAUGAGUCUGCCAAUCCGCACAUGGCCGUGCUGGGUCGCCUCCCAGGCACCACGGUCUACCGCAACGUGAAGCAGUACCGCGAUGCAUACACGUACAGGGGCGUGGUCAUUCUGCGCAUCGACUCACCCAUCUAUUUUGCCAACGUGGACUAUAUCAAAGAGAGGCUACGCAAGUACGAGCUGCAGAGGGUGGCGUGGUGGAAGGACGGCAGCAGCGGCAGCAGCGGAGGAAGGCUGGCAGGCAGCAACGGGGGAGCCAACGGAAUGGCUGUCAUGGACCUGCGCUUUCUCAUACUCGAGAUGUCCCCCGUUACUUAUAUCGAUUCCACGGCCGUGCACGCCCUCAAGGAGCUCUAUAACGAGUACAAGGCACGGGACAUCCAGCUGUGCUUCUCCAACCCCUCGCCCAAAGUCAUGCUCACCAUGGCCCGAGCCGGUUUCCCUGAUCUGAUCGGCCGCCAGUGGUACUUUGUGCGGAUCCACGACGCCGUUCAGGUGUGCCUUGCACUGCUGGAAGAUACAGAGAUCACCAUCGAAACCCCUUCGCGCUACCAGCGAGCUGACUCCUCUGCAGUCAGAGCAACUUCCGCUCAGGCAGGCCUCACCCUCUCUCCGCACCUGUCCGCCAGCUUUGUGAAUCUCGCCCAAGCUGCCCAACGAGCCAGCAGCUCAAACUCUGAAGGUGGGUUGAGUACGGUUGGGGAGGAUAUCCAGUCCAUGUCGGGUGAGUCAGAGGAGAGUAUGGGUGCGAGGCGGAGGAAGAAGCAGAGUGUGGCGACAGCAGCUGCAGAUGCAGCAGAUGCUGCAGAGGAUGCUGCGUUCUUUGAAGGGAGGAUGAGCAGUGGGACAACUAUGAAGACGAGCAGCGUGGCCAUCGUGCUGUGUCUCAACAUCGGAGUGGACCCCCCUGACGUCAUCAAGAUCUCGCCCUGCGCGCGAGUCGAGUGCUGGAUCGAUCCCUUUUCAAUGCAAGCACAGAAGGCCCUGGAUACCAUUGGGAAGAACCUUCAAGCGCAGUACGAGCGCUGGCAACCCAAGGCGCGCUACAAGGUGCAGCUGGACCCGACAGUGGAAGAAGUGAAGAAGCUGUGCCUGACGUGCCGGCGCAACGCCAAGGCGGAGAGGGUGCUGUUCCACUACAACGGCCACGGCGUGCCCAAGCCCACAGGCAACGGGGAGAUCUGGGUGUUCAACAAGACGUACACGCAGUACAUCCCGCUGUCCGUGUAUGAGCUCGACUCGUGGCUCGCCACGCCCUCCAUCUACGUCUUUGACUGCUCCGCUGCCGGCAUCAUCAUCAACGCGUUUGUCGAGCGUCCUGACUGGGCCCUAGCAGCUCCGUCCAGCCCGCUCGCGUCCCCAACAGCAGCCAGCAGGGAAGCAGCAGCCGCCACAGCAGCAGCAGCAGCAGCAGCGGGGAUGCACGACCGAAUACUGCUGGCAGCGUGCGGCCCAGAGGAGAUUCUUCCUCAGCCGCCUGACUUGCCAGCAGACCUCUUCACUGCAUGCCUCACCACGCCCAUCAAAAUCGCUUUGCGGUGGUUCUGCUCACGCUCGCUCCUGCGCGACUCGCUGGACCCCGAGAUGGUGGAGCGCAUUCCCGGGCGGCAGAGUGAGCGCAAGACGGCGCUGGGCGAGCUCAACUGGAUCUUCACCGCCGUCACCGACACCAUCGCCUGGAACACCCUCCCCACGCACCUCUUCCAACGCCUCUUUCGGCAAGACCUGCUCGUUGCGUCGCUGUUCCGGAACUUUCUGCUCGCGGAGAGGGUGAUGAGGGCGAGCGGGUGCACGCCCGUGUCGUAUCCACGACUCCCACCCACGCACCAGCACCACCUAUGGCACGCAUGGGACAUGGCAGCGGAGAUGUGUCUUGCACAACUGCCCACGCUCCUUGCAGACCCCAACGCCGAGUUCCAGCCCAGCAGCUUUUUCUCGCAGCAGCUGAUGGCGUUUGAGGUGUGGCUGGAGCACGGCAGCGACAAGAAGAGACCCCCGGAGCAACUCCCCAUCGUGCUGCAGGUGCUACUCAGUCACUCGCACAGGCUGCGAGCUCUCGUGCUUCUGGGAAGAUUCCUCGACAUGGGACCCUGGGCUGUCGACCUGGCGCUGUCUGUGGGCAUAUUCCCGUAUGUGCUCAAGCUGCUGCAGACGAGUGCAGUGGAGCUGCGGCAGAUCCUCGUGUUCAUCUGGACCAAGAUCCUGGCUCUUGAUAAGUCAUGCCAGGUGGAUCUGGUGAGGGAUGGCGGCCACAUGUAUUUCAUCAAGUGCCUUGAGACCCACGAGCCAUACUCCUCCGACCCCAGGGAGCGAGCCACAGUGGCUUUUCAGCGAGCCAUGGCUGCGUUUGUGCUUGCGCUCAUAUGCGAUGGUCAUCCCAAGGGGCACCAAGCUUGCCUGCAGGCGGGACUCAUCCCUCUCUGCCUGAUGCACAUCCAAGCUGCGCCUCCAGCAGAGCCACUGCUGCUGCAAUGGCUGUGCCUGUGUGUGGGCAAGCUGUGGGGGGGAGCGCCAGAGGCACAGGCAGCGGCAUUGGCUCAGCAUCGCGCCCCUCAGAUCCUUUCCCCGUUACUGUCAGAGCCACAGCCAGAGGGUCAACAGCAGCAGGCAGAGCAAGGGAGGCGUGACAGGCAGGAGGAGGAUGCGGGGCAGAGGCCUGAGGAAAUGGAAGUGUCCGAGCGGCAGCAACAUAUGCCCUGGGCGCUUUGA